AUGAAAAGCGAGCCCGCGCAGCCCCGCGCCCCCGCCAGCUCGGAGGCUGUGCCAGCCAGUAUCCCGCGGGCCGCGCUGUCGAUUAUACAUGUUCGACGUUCGCCUCCUUGCCAACCUACUAUACUUCUUAUACAUUCAGAAGUCUCUUAUCGACCAAGGUUGUCAGCGAUGGACAGCAACUCGGUAUCACCGAUGCCGGAGUUGGCGCCGAUUGCGGAAUUUGACAAGUCGCCUCCCUCGCCGCCUAACGAAGAGGUGCCGAUGGAUGAUUUGCCGCCCCCGCCUGCAACAAUAACGCAAUCGGAAGGGAAGAAACUAAAAGUCCAACGUAGCCGUUCUUAUGAUUCCGAAGAACAUGAGCGGGGCGCGUGUGAGUGGUGCGAGUACGCGCUGGUUAUCACGUUGGCCUGCAUCCUUCUUAUCGGUGUCUCCGCGCUUACUAUCUUCUGGAUAUUCUUCUACCGAGAGGGCUACGCCUGGGCCGAUGAAAUCCCCGAGAAGCAGUUCAAUUUACAUCCAACGCUGAUGGUAGCCGGAUUCAUCACCUUUAGCGGCUUUUCGGUUCUUCUGUACCGCAUUUGCCGGUGCUUCAGACGCAUCUACGUGAAGUUGCUGCACGCUAUCUUCCACGCGUUGGCGUUCCCGUGCAUCGUCAUCGGUUUCUUGGCAGUGCUGGAUUACCAUAACAAGAAGGGAAUCAAUAACUUCUACUCGCUUCACAGCUGGAUUGGCUUGGUGGCUAUGGGACUGUUUGGAAUUCAGUAUGCAGUCGGCUUCUUCAGUUUCCUUUUGCUGUUGAUCUGCAAUAAAGGCACUGCUGGCUUCCGCGCUUCUCUCGUGCCAGUUCACGCAGCUUUUGGUAUUUUGACUUUCGUACUCGGAGUGGCGGCCUGCCUAACUGGACUCACUGAAAAGGCAAUCGGUGCCCUUGGGAGCGAUACAUACGAGUCGAUGUCACGAGAAGCCAUAGUGAUCAAUGCCAUUGGGAUGUCGGUGGUGGCUGUCGCUGUCUUGGUGCUCUAUACUGUGCGCGGUACAGGAGGCUACCGUCUGCGGAAAGUCUCCGCUCAACACCCAAGUUAA
This is a messenger RNA of Parnassius apollo (apollo), 1083 nucleotides long. NCBI's taxonomy places the organism in Eukaryota, Metazoa, Arthropoda, Insecta, Lepidoptera, Papilionidae. The record is from the annotation of a GenBank genome assembly.